Molecule: messenger RNA, 707 nt
Organism: Amphimedon queenslandica
Lineage: Eukaryota; Metazoa; Porifera; Demospongiae; Haplosclerida; Niphatidae
Exons: 2
Coding region: 135-533 (132 amino acids)
Source: RefSeq, a predicted model, not a curated record
UUUGUUUUCUUCCGUUUGAUUGUAAUGGUUGCUAGAAGAAGGAGUAAAGAGGAAUGGGGCUCAUUUUGUGAAAUAGAAAAAAAGUGAAAGAGAUUAGUUCUAUUGGUAUUCAGUUUGAUUAUAUUGUUCCUUCAAUGGAUAAUUUAGAGUGUCUGAGUGACGUUAACAUAGCCAGUAAGAAACUGUUCCUGAUACAAGGAGACAGACCUCAACUGCUAAACUGGGAGAGGUAUGGGCUAAGAAUUGGAGCAUCUGGAGGAAGCCUAUCAUCCACAGAGACAGCUGAGGUAGCCAUGGUCGCUCUUGUAGGAGGACAGUUUGUGUUUCCUAAGAACACGGUACUCUUUAGUGCUGUGUAUGCAGUCUCCAUUUCUAGACCUCUCCUCAAAGCGACAAACGCUGUGUCUACAGUCCCGGAUCUGGGAUUCAAGGAAUCAGGCUUAUUCUACCGGAUCCAGGAGGAAUCUUUCAUUAGAAUUGAUCCCGGAUCCAGGAUUCAAAGAUUCAGUCUUAUUCUACCGGAUCAGGAGUGAUUUUUUCAUCAGUAAUGAUUCUGGACUCCUUUUUGACUCUGGAACACUGCAUGCUGAUUGCAUGAGAUCACUGAGCUAAAAAGUUUGACCUUUAUCUAGUUUGUUAUUAUCAUCAUCAGUAUUAUUACAGUUACUAUCCUUAUAAGUCUUUGUGGUGUAGUGUUUUCAUGUAUU